UUUACUUAUUACUUUAACUUUAUAGUUAUAGUUUGGGAUAUCGUGCAUCUGUAUCGUAAUAAGUGGUUGCUUCCUUCUAAUAGUGGACAAGAGCUAUGGCGACUAAGGACAAUCCAGUCGGAUUUUUGCAAGAGUUAUGCCAAAAGCAUGGAUAUGCAUUCCCUCUAUACAAAGAGGUAGAUGUUACUGGGCCGGACCAUGAAAGGUCUUUUACAGUCAAAUGUACAUUUCAAAAGUUUGAGGCAAUCGGAAAGGCCCGAACUAAGAAAGAAGCAAAGUCCAAUGCAGCGAAAAACAUGAUCUUAGUUUCUGAACAAUUUUUAGCUGAGACUGUAACUAGAAAGGAGAACAAAAAGCUACAUUCGCCAGAAAAUACAUCAUAUGUUGGAACUAAAAACGCAGUUUCUGUUCUAAAUGAGUUCAGCCAAAAACUUUGUCUGCAGCCACCUAAAUUUGAAGUAGUGUCGGGUGUGCAUGGAUUUGAUUGUUCUUGUACAUUUCAAGAAAAAACAACAUAUGGCCAUGGUUAUAAUAAGAAGUCUGCAAAAACUGAAUCUGCAAAUAAAAUGUGCAUAGUCCUAAAGUUAAAACAUGAAAUAGAUAACAGUACUGAAGAUGAACAAGAAGAAAAUAAAUCAAAAUUGCCUGAAUUUGUAGAAUUGCAGAGUCCAGACUCAAGAAGACCAGCUCUAUCUGGAACUUCAGUUCCUAAUGGUGUUAAGUAUGUCAACCAAACAUUGAGCGCAGCUCCUAUUCAAGAGUUUUUACAAGUAUAUGAAGAAGAGGGAAAGGAUGAGGGAUCUGUGUCAAAUGACCAGCAGCUUGUUGAGACUCAAAGAAAACUCAAAGAACUAAAUCUGGAAAGAGAAAACUAAACUUAAAAUAAAAUUAAGGUAAAAUUUCUGAGUAUUUUAGUUUGUUUAUGCAUUAAGGACUGGUUUAUGAGAUUACAGAGAGGAGUUUUUAUUUCAUCUAUUACAUGCUUAAGUAAGAACAAUUGAAUCUGAUCCCAACCGACAGAUCUUGUGUUAUAAAAUACAAUUUUCCUUACUUCUGAUUCGGUAAUUAGUUUGAAUUUAAAUGUAUUUGUGUAGUACUUUGAAUCUAUACAAUUCAGAGCCUCUUUGGCUUUAGGACUACACCCUACUGAUGUAUGUGCAGAUAGAAAAUGGUUGUUGAAAUUAUUAGCCAAAUGUGUAAGUUUCAAGGAAUUGUUUUGAACAUGAUAAGGUAAUUCAGAUUUUUCCUUUUGUUGUCCAAGUUCACUCUUAACAAUCUCCCAUGUUGCUGUGGUCUUAUUAAGAGAAUUUUUAAUAGAAUGAUCAUUGUAUUUCUUUUUAGAGAGUUCAAUUGUUUUUUUGAAUAUUUGCCUGUAUGUUUUUACAUAAUCUGAUGUAGAUAAAAUAUUUUUAGAAAAGUUUGAAAUGUUAUUAGACAAAAUUGCAUUGGAAGCAAUGUCAAAAAAUGUUUUUAUAAUGGCAGAUACAAAUAUAUAGACUUAUUAACUGAUAAAGUAAGUACUGAUAAUUUACUGGAAAUUUGUGAUUGUUUUGGAUUUAAACCUAAUGUUUUUGUACCAACUAGGGUAAACAGUAUCUCAAGUACGUGUAUUGACAAUAUUAUUUCUAACUUACAGACAAAAAAUACAAGCAGUUUAGUCAUAGACAUUGGUGCAUCAGACCACAAAGUUUUACUUUUGUCAUUUGAGAAAAUGUCCUCUCUAAGACUUGAGGGCAUAAAUCAAAAAUUUAUUCGGAAGUUUACAGAGACAAAUUUUCAAACCUUUGGUGAUGGUCAGGAUCUUGUGGUUCUUGAAGAGUGGCUUGCAGUGUUCUUGGUAAUUUUUCCGGAAUAUUGUUUUAAUGACUUUCUUCUGGAUCACGAGUAGUUGGUCUAAUUUGUUCUGUGCUGAAGAUCCCCAAGCCACAAUGCCGUAUCUAAUGUGACUGGCAAACAGUGCAUGAUAUGCCAUAAGGGCUGUUUCUUCAUCCGUUAUGCUUCUUAUUCUUCUUAUUGCAAACAAUGACUUCGAGAGCUUCUUGCAGAGGUGGUCUAUGUGUUGAUGCCAGCUGAGGUGUUGGUCAACUAUGAUGCCAAGGAAUUUAGUUGAGUCUGCUUCUAUGAGUUUUGAGUUGUUGGUUUUAGGAUGUUUUGUGCAUGUGGGGGUGAAGUUGAUAUGCAAAGUUUUUUUGUUAUUUAUUGGUAGUUGUAGGGUUACAGAUGGUUGUUACUUGAUCUAUUGUUGAGUUUAUGAUGCGUUUUCUAUCUCCAUUUCUCACAGUUGGGGUUAUUAUUGUAGUGUCUUCUGCAAAGAGCACACAUUUUUAGGUGCUGUCUAGUUUGUCUGGGAAGUCGUUUAUGUAUAUGAGGAAUAGUUAAGGUCCCAGUAUUGAGCCCUGUGGUACACCUCUUGUCACUUGUUUGUUUGAUGAUUUUACUACUUUGAUUGAUUUGGGGCUGUAAUGAUUUAUUUCUGUAUAUUGAGUUCUGUCUGUAAGAUAGCUUUUGAUCCAUUUUAAGGCUUGAUUUUGUAUUUUGUAUUUUUCUAAUUUUGGUAUAAGUAUUUUCCAGUCUAAGGAGUCAAAUGCUUUCUGCAGAUCGAUGAAUAUGCCAGUGGUCGUUUGUUUUUCUUCCCAGAUUUCUACAAUUUUGUUACAAAGGUCUGCUAUGGCUGUUGUGGUACUAAGUUUUUUCCUGAAUCCAUGUUGGCAUGACGUGAUUAUGUUAUUUCUUUCCAGGUGUGCAAUAAUUUGAUUGUGAUUGUGUAAUUUGAUUUCCAGUGCUUUUGAGAGAGUGGGUAAGUUUGCUAUGGGCCUCUAGUUACCUGGGUUCAUUUUGUCACCUGCUUUAAAUUUAGGAAUGAUCUUGGCUACUUUGAGUUUGGAUGGGACUUCUGCUUGCAGGAUUGAUGUGUUUAUUAAGUGUAAGAGUGGUUCUUUUAUUUCGUCAGUACAAUAUUUUACUAUUUUUCCCGUUAUAUCGUCAAAGCCUGCAGAGUUUGUUGAGUUGAGCUUGGAAAGAAUUUUUUCGAGUUCAGGGGUUGUAAUUGUAUUGAAACUGUCCAGAGGAGUGAUGUCAAGAUCUGUUUGGUCUUCAGCUGUGUGAUUUAGACUUUGUUGUGAUGUCGUAGGUCCUAGAAACGUGUUGUUAAAGAUGUUGCUUAUGUGAUACGGAUCAGUGACUAUUUUAUUGUUAUGUAGUAGUUUGUAGUUCUCUUAUGGUGUAUCUUGUAUUUUAUUUCUCUCUUCAUUUAUUGUGUUCCAUACCAUUUUUACUUUGUUGUCGGCUUCUUGUAUUCUUUGUAGUUUCUUUUUAUUCCUCACAUCCGUGUCGUAUUCUUUCUUUAGUUUUGAGAAGUUUUCUUUAUCCUCAGGAAGUCCAGUGUCCAUAUAUUUGUGUUGGACCUUAAGUAUGGUUUCUUUUAGUGCUAGUGUUUUUUCAUCCCUGAAUUUUCUUUUUCUAUGGCCCGUUGUUUUUCUUUGUAUCUUUGACAUUACUUCAUCUAUUUUGUAGGUUAUGGUUUUUAAGAGUGAAUUGUAUUUUUUAUCAAUUUGUUGGGCUUCAUAGAUUGAAGUCCAGUCUGUGUGGCUCAGCUGCUCUUUUAGCUGCUCAAGGUUUGUCUUUGUGUAGCUUCUAGUGGUUUUGUAGACUGAGGUUUCAUAUUUCAUGUUAAAAUUUAUUUCACAGAAUAAUGAGUGGUGGUCAGAAAGUGAGCUUGGGUGUACUGUGGUAUUUACCUUGCGUGGUUCUAUAUUAAGGUAGCAUCCAUCUAUACUUGUGAUUGAUUUUUCGGUUUUUCUGGUAUAUGGUAUAUUGUACAUGUAGCAAUCAUAUUCUGCAAGUAGGUUUUCAAGGUCCAACUGUUAAUAUCACAUUGGUUCACGGUACAGGUACAUUAGGGCUUCUUAUCUUGUUCUUACCAUUAUAGAGUAGAUUCAUUUGUUGUAAUAAAAAUAUAUUAUUUUUGAAUAUGUUUUAUAUUUUUAAGAUGAUGGUUCAUAAAUCAAGAGGCAGAAUUUAUGAAACAUUCAUUAAAUAUUUGUCCACAUUCUUUUUACUUACACCGUGGAAUAAACCAAUACCAUUAGCAAUACCCAAAACCAGUUAUCUGGACAGAUCUUGUCAUACUUAAAAUACAAUAAACAUAAUAAAAACUAAUAUUUACAUUACUGUACUAACUACGAUGGCGGCCAGUUUCACACCCUAAAGUCCAUGCUGUCCUCAAGAUACUUCUCUAUGGAGUAAAGACAUUUGCUCAGUAACCAGUCCUUUAUAAUUUUUAAAAAUAAGUUGUUAAUCUCAGUCGUAUAUUGACUGGCACCUUGUUGAAAAGUUUCAAGUCAAGAAGUGUUUCACUGGUGUCAGUAAUCCUAGUAGCAUGACUAAUUCAUGUAGAUUAAAAGAUAUUCCAGGCCCCAAACAGUACAAUUGAUAUGAUAUCUCUUGAUAAAUUAUGAAUACAUUUUUCAAAUAAGUCAAUAAAUUCUUCUUAUGCUCAUUAGAAAGUUGGGUGACAUGCCGUAAGCAUCAGCACGGGGAGGGUUUGAAAUUGUUAACUACUUUUGCAAUAUAAUUAGGGGUGACUUUAUUCCAUUUCAACAAGGAACAAGGUGCAGAAUUAACAUUGCUACUCAUGGAUCAGCCAAACUAUUGCACGUCUUCUUGUAAAUAUAUAUUUAAAAUUUAGAACAUAAAUCUUAAAUUGUGUAUAGCCUAAAAUUAGAGUGAAAUAUUAUAUUUAACAUCAAGACACUCAAAUGUCCCCAACACUGUGUACUCAUAAACAGGCUUCCUAUGUAUAUUCUUGUUGAUAAAAUAUCUUUAGUUUGUAUAGACAAUAUUCUGUUUUUAUAAAGGGAAAUGUAUCCAUAUUAUUAUUUAUUUAACUGUUGGGUUUAAGGGGGGAGUUCACGCCAAAAAAUGGCCAAAAUAUGAAUUUUUACACUUUUUUUUAUUUUUAUUUAUUAUAUAUUACAUUCUGAACAUAAAACAGUUAAAACCAACCUUAUACGAUUUUUUUUUCUCAUAAAAAAAAUACUUUGAAGUAGCACUUUGUCAAUCACUAAAAGCACCGUGUUUUGGUAUUCGGUCGUUGCC
This is a messenger RNA of Macrosteles quadrilineatus (aster leafhopper), 5097 nucleotides long. RefSeq names its product interferon-induced, double-stranded RNA-activated protein kinase-like. The transcript has 3 exons. Lineage: Eukaryota; Metazoa; Arthropoda; Insecta; Hemiptera; Cicadellidae. Bases 96 to 875 code for a protein of 259 amino acids. The record is from RefSeq and is a predicted model, not a curated record.